GAGUGGUUCAUUGCUAUCGUAGAGGGUGGCUUCUUCUUAUUGGCUCUCUUUUCUUCAGUAAAGAGUCGCAAACUAAAAGGCCUAGUGAUGGCUGGACAGGCUAUUGUUGUGUUCAUACUUACAUUGCUAAUAGUAUCAGUAUCUUCACAGAUUAAAAGUGGUUAUGAUGUUAUUAAUCCUUCUCCUUUUAAUGGCUCAAAUGAAACUAUGACUGAUCCUAACUCGGACUGUGCUGCUACUCUGAUCACUUGCUUUGGUAAUACUUCUAAACUAACUGACGGAUACUUUGGUCCAAUGGAUUCACUCAAUGGUCAAUUAGGAAGAUUCUUUGCUUUUAAUCAAAAUGACAGUAGACUGACCUUUAAUCCAUUCUCUGCUGUACCAACAGUAGUAUUGUAUUUCUUCAAUUCUCCUGCUGACGGUAUUGGACUGCCUCAGUUAGAGGUUAGUAAUGCUGGCCCUCCUGUUCCUUACUUCUUCUUCAAUAAUGAUGAACUGACACUAACUGACUCUCAACUGAGAACUGUCACUUUGCAUCUUAAUCAAACCUUACCAACAUUUCAAAUUGAUUUCACAUUCCCAUCGAACAGUAGAAUUGAUUGGUUUUUAGUCAGUGAAGUUCAGUUAUUUGCUGGUACUCCUGUAUCUGCUCCAAUGGAAGAUAUUGCAUUUAAGGAUGGUAGUAUCAGUGUAGUGACAUUAGGACCAGAUAACAUUGAGUCUUCAAUCAGUAUCAACUGUACUAUACUCAAUAAUGGAUCAUUUCACUGGAACUGGCUAUUCAAUAAUACUAUACCUAUAACUGAUGAAUUAUUCAUUGAAGAUGCUACCAGAACUAGUAUACUGUACAUUAAUGGACUCUCUUACUCUAAUGAAGGAAACUACACUUGUACUGCUAACAGUACUGCUGGGAGUAUGGCAUCAAAAAGAAUUAAUCUACUGCUAGAAGUUUCCUUAACUACACCCCAGACUACAGUUGCCAUUACUUCUGGUCAAUCAGUUACUAUCAGUUGUCAAAUGACUGGAUACUUGAGACCAGGGCCAAUACAAUGGAAGAGGAAUGGUGUGGAUAUUAUGAGUGAUGGUAAUAACUAUGUUAUAACUACUGCAACUGGUGAUCCUAAUGCUGCUAUUGAUACCAAUGGAGCAACUACCAGUGGUAUCAUUAGUAUACUUAAUAAUCUCAAUGGUGAUACAGGUACUUAUACCUGUGAGAUACCAGGCACUGAUCAACAACAAUCCAUCACAGUGAGUAUAGGUACAGGCAGUACUAGUACUAGUACUAGCUCUACAGUUAGCAGUGUGGCUGGUACUUCAUCAACAGCAACAGGAUCAUCCCUCAUGUCUCCUACUACAUCUGUAUUAGUAUCUACUAUACUGUCCACUCCAUCAAUAGCUUCAUCAAUGUCCACUAUGGUAGCAUCUACUGAUACUACUUCUGCUACAAUUUCUACUAUGACAACAUCCUCAACUUCGCCUACUUCAACAGCUGCUUCUCUUCCUGUUGCCCUGGUGGGUGGUAUUGCUGGUGGUACAGUGCUAGUGCUUGUACUGAUAGUGGUUAUUAUUAUCCUGUUAGCCUGUGUGGUCUGUAAGAAGAAGAGGAGUAAGAGUUACGAAGCUGUUCUUAAGCUAGAGGGACACCCUAAGGAGCAGGUAACUCCAGUAGAGCCGUACUAUAGGCAGCCCAAGAAGAUCCUACCAUAUUCCGAGACUGAGUUCUUAUCAGAUGAUGCUCCACUGCCAGUUAACCACGGUACGACUGAAUACAGCUACAUAGACCACUCCACGGCUCAGAUUAUGAGUAACAAUGACGCUAACGAUAUGUAUCAGGAAAUACCUGAGCCACUCCCGCCACGCCCUGCUCCGAUAUCAGGCACUAAACCUUACUUCAUGAGGGAGAACCCCCAGUAUGAACCAGCUGUCUCUCGUAGUACUCUUAAUAAAAGCUACGAUAAUAUUCAAGGAUCGAAUUUUGAUAUCUAUGCUACACCAAAUGUUCCUCCUCCCAUUCCAGACUACAAAGGAUCAUUAUUUGAUAUUAAUCUUGAUCCGUCUCACUUCACGUCACAAGAGAACCUCACCCGUCCCUCCAGUGUCACUGACGGAGGGACUCCUCAGAGACUGCUACCCUUCCCUUCUACUUAUGCUCAACCACUGCCAGUGGAGAAGUCACAAUCAUCUUCAUUAUUAGAGGUGACUGAAGACAAUGUGAAGAUCAUCAGUGAACUGGGCGUCGGUCAGUUUGGUAAAGUGUUCCUAGCUCACACGGUUGGACUUACCCUCUCUGAUCUCAACCUUGGUAGUGGACAGACCACCAUUAGUGUCCUGGUUGCUGUUAAGGUUCUUCAUUCUGAUGCUGACGAGUUGGAGCGAGAAACCUUUGAGAAAGAAGUCAAGUUCAUGUCUCGUAUUAAGCACGAGAAUAUAAUACAGAUCCUGGGGGUGUGUCUGAAGAAAAACUCCUUUAUAAUGAUGGAGUAUAUGGAGAAUGGAGACCUCAACCAAUACCUUCAGAAGUUUGAGUACUCACCUGACGACCAGGUGGAGGGAGGCUCCUUCAUAACCAGUAGCUCUCUCGUUUACAUUGCUUUACAAGUUGCAGGAGGAAUGAGGUACCUGGCUGGUCAGAAUUACGUUCAUCGUGACCUUGCCACUCGCAAUUGUCUCGUUGGUCAAAAGUUUCUUGUUAAAAUAGCCGACUUUGGUAUGAGCCGACAGCUUUACGAUAAUAACUAUUACAGGAUCCGUGGGCGGGCCAUGUUACCGAUCCGCUGGAUGGCAAAGGAGUGCUUUUAUGGACGGUUCACAGAGAAGACGGACGUUUGGGCGUACGGUGUGGUGAUGUGGGAGAUAUUCACUUUAUGUCAGUGUCAACCAUACGAGACACUCAAUGACCAGGAGGUGAUUGAUAACGCACUAGCUGGCCCAGAGAGGAAGCUCCUGUCCCAGCCAGUCUCUUGUUCUAAUGAUGCUUACGAUAUCAUGUUGAGGUGCUGGGUUGAUGAUCCUGAGGCAAGAGCUUCUUUUGAGGAACUGCACGGACGUCUUGCCCAGAUACAUGCAUACGACUAACUACUAACUACCUUUAUUGAUAUUAUUUUUUUUAUUUUGUUUGAUAGUCCAAUAGUUGUGCAUGCAGUUUUAAUUAUAACGGACAUUUAAUUAACUAUAA
Messenger RNA from Amphimedon queenslandica, 3175 nucleotides. RefSeq lists its product as uncharacterized. Gene Ontology annotation, molecular function: collagen binding; protein tyrosine kinase collagen receptor activity; ATP binding. Gene Ontology annotation, biological process: cell surface receptor protein tyrosine kinase signaling pathway; positive regulation of neuron projection development; positive regulation of kinase activity. Bases 88 to 3075 code for a protein of 995 amino acids. The record is from RefSeq and is a predicted model, not a curated record. The transcript is spliced from 7 exons. Gene Ontology annotation, cellular component: signaling receptor complex; plasma membrane. Lineage: Eukaryota; Metazoa; Porifera; Demospongiae; Haplosclerida; Niphatidae.